AGGGAGGUGGAAAGUAGGAUGGGAGUAUUGAGGGAAAGAGAAGAAGAGAUGGGUUUGAAGAAAAGUGAAUUAAGCGUGUUGAGUAAGAAGGUUGAAGAAUGCAAUGUUGAGAUUAAGUUUAAAGAAGAGGAAAUCGAUUAGAUGCGGAAAUUGCUCGAGGAUUGUUCGUCGGAGUUUAACUCGAAAAGCGGCGAGCUGGAUUCGGUUAUGAAAUCGGUUGAUGAUUGUUCUAAGGAGCUUUGUUUGAAGAAGGAGCAAUUGUGUUUAGUGCAGAAUUCUAUAAGUGAAUGUUGCAAUAAGCUGGAAGGGAAGGAGUUGGAGUUGGCAUGUUUCCGAAACUCGAUCAAUGAAUGUACUAAUCAACUGUAUGUGAAACAGAAUGAACUUGGAGAGAAUGAGAAAAAGUUGGAUUCCAUCAAGUCCUUGAUUCAGGAUUACGAGGAAGAACUUGAAGCCAAAAAGGAAAACUAUGAAGCACUUGAAAAUGUUGUUGGAGUUCAUGCUGCUAAACUCGAUUGUUUCGAGAAGAAACUGAGGUUGAUUGAUGAAAAAGUUUGUGCUCGGUUGCAAGAGCUUAAUUCAAGAAAUGAUGAACUUGAUUCACUGUUAGCAUUGAUUGCGAGGAAUGAAAAACAGCUUGAAUCAACAAAGGAGGAGCUCGAAUCGGUCGAAGCAAGGUUGGGAGGAUAUUCCAAGGAUAUUGAAUUGAAAAACCAAGAAUUCAGUGCUGUACAAAUGUGCAUUGAAGAACGUGGUCAAGAACUCCAUUCGAAUGAGAAACAAUUCAGCUCAAUCCAGAUGUUGAUCCAAGGAUGCACCAAGGAGCUCGAAGCAAAGGAGCAAAAGCUCCAUUCGAAAGAGAAACAACUCAGCUCGGUCCAAAUAUGGAUUGAAGGAUGCACCAAGCAGCUCCAAGGAAAAGAGGAAGAGCUCCAUUCAAAAGAGAAACAACUCGGCUCGGUCCUAAUAUCCAUUGAAGGAUGCACCAAGCAGCUUGAAGCAAAGGAGGAAGAGCUCCAUUCAAAAGAGAAACAACUCAGCUCAGUCCAAAUGUCAGUCGAAGGAUGUACCAAGCAGCUUGAAGCAAAGGAGGGUGAACUUACCUCAAUUAAAAACACAAUCUUGGGGUGCACCAAGGAACUUGAAUCAAAACAACAGCAGCUUCAAGAAAUUCAAAAAUCUCUGGAGAAACUCCUUUGUGUGCUUAAAUCCGAAGAGAAGCCACUGAAUUUAGUUGAAAAUGUAGGUGGUGAAUGCCUACAGGUGGCUGGUGUGAAGGAUGAGCAUAUUGGAUCACUUAAAAGAUCAUUGGAAGAACGUUUGGAUGGAUUAGAAACAGAAAAGAGGCAAUUUGAAGCUCGUGUCAAGGAGUUUGAACUCAAAGAAAAACAAUUUGAUUCAGUCAAAAAAUCUGUUGAACAGAGAAGUAAAGAACUUGAAUUGAAAGAGAAGAAACUAACUAAUGCCCUUCACUCUCAAGCAAGCAGUGAGAAUCCUCGUUCUUUCGACACACAUGCCCUUGGAAUCACUAACACAGAAUCAGCGAACACAGUCACUAAUCAAAUCAAGAAAGAAAUUCGGGAAAAUUUUAUCAUUUGCAAUGUGAGUGAAGCUUCAACUGCUGAUCUUGUAGUUGGUGCUACAAUGGAUGGAAUGGCUUUGCAAAGUGUCCUCAAUGAGCAUCUAGAAGAGCCUGGUUUGAGAAAGGAUGAAGUUCUGAGUGCUCUUCAAAUGUCACCGGAUCCAGCCAAGUUUGUUCUGGAUCUAAUGCUUGGGAUAUCUUCUCAACAUAAGAAAAAGGAUGGGACAGGAUUUGAAGAAAGUUUUCUCAAGAUAUCUCUUCUUAUGUUGGAGAAACUUUUUCAAGUCUCAUCCCAUGUACAACCUAAGGUGAAAUCAGAUGCAUUGACAUUGGCAAAGGAGUGGAAAACGGAGCUGAAACCGAGUGCCGAAAAUUCCAUCGAAAUGUUGUGUUUUUUGCAGUUUGUUGCUGCCUUUGGGUUAGCACCCUCGUUCAAUAGAGAUGAAAUCUUCAAACUUUUUGCUACUACAGCUCAACACCAACAGGCUCGAAAUGUAUGCCAGAUCCUUGGUUUUACAGAUAUGAUUCCUGACUUCGUUGGUAGUCUAAUUGCAAGAAAGCAAUAUAUUGAAGCAAUUAGAUUUGUCUGUGCACUUGAUUGCAAGGAUAAGUGCCCACCAAAACGGCUCUUAGAACUAUUCUUGGAGGAUAUAAAUAGAGCGGCUUGUGAUCGCUGCAAGAUCGGGAAGAAUUCGCCCGAAGUUCAGCAGAAGGCCAUAGAUGAAUGGAUCGCUUCAUUGAAAUCUGUAAUCGAAUGUGUCAAGGAUUGUAAGCUCGAAUCAUAUAUGCCGGUUGAGGUCAUUGAGAAGUCCAUUGCCGAGCUAGAAAAGCAAAAGCUGAACUUGACAUUUUCUGCAGUUCAACCGAAUGUACAUGGCAGGACAACAUGUAACACCGGCCCGUCUGUCCCGGGGAAUCAUUCGAGUCCCGUUCCUCCUGUCCAACAGCAGUUUCACGGUGGGAACUAUACUUUCACUACAGGUACUCAAUGGCAUGAGCAGUUUACCUAUGCUUCCAGUCCGAUGACUCGACCUCCACAGCAGUUCCAAGGUAUGAUCCAUGGUUCCGUUCCGGUGGCUCGACUGCACGGGCCAAGCAAUAAGCGUGCUCGGACUGAUGGACUAGUUACCAACUCCUAUACACCUCAAGUACCAACACUUAACCCCAAUAUUCAUCCAGCUUCACUGCAUGGAAUAGGGGUUCAGCCUAAUCCAGGCAUAAACUUUUACCGUUCGGCAACUAACUUAGAACAUUCAUCUACUUCAGCCACCGGGCAAAACCUGAUUCACAACAGGCCCAGGCAGCCGUAGAUUCGGCCACCGCUGAACUCAUCUAGGACCAUGGAA
Molecule: messenger RNA, 2928 nt
Organism: Hibiscus syriacus
Lineage: Eukaryota; Viridiplantae; Streptophyta; Magnoliopsida; Malvales; Malvaceae
Product: FRIGIDA-like protein 5
Exons: 4
Coding region: 142-2892 (916 amino acids)
Source: RefSeq, a predicted model, not a curated record